AUGGAAUCUAAGACAGAGCGAGAACGGUCCAAGCAAUUGUUUCUUGCUUCAAUAAACCAGAAAUUGAAAUCACUCAACCCAGGAGAUGCACGUUCUCUAAGACGAACAGUACAUUCACUCACCAAUUUUGGAAAUGAGUUCAAAAAUUACCGUACUGUAAAGCUCAACAAGAUUCCAAAUACUGUUAUUAUUGGUUUCUGUCGUGUUUUACAGACUAUUGGAUACUCCGUUUACCUGCCACGAGAAGCUGACAGAUACAAUGAAAUCGCAAUCAUGUGUAUCCAAGAGACAUGGGGACUUGGCCUUAGUGAGAUAUUCAACAGUACCGUUUUUACUAAAAUAGCGUUUCAUCCAGGGCAAAGCAUCUACAAUGCAGAUCAAGUAGCCAAAUCUUAUCAUGAAGCCCUCAAUCUUCUUCUUAAUGGUGUCAAUUUUAAUGAUAUCAUUGAUUACCUUCAUACUAACGAAAAUUCUCCAAUCACUUAUGCUGCUGUAUGCAAGAAAGAUGAUCUUGCCGUGAUUGUUACUUAUUCCAAGUUUGCAAGUGCCCACAAGGUUCUUUCAACUAUUGUCAAGCAUCAUGACCAAAUUAUUUAUGUUGAUUCUCGCAUAAAUAAGCUGAAACCAAGUAAUGAUAACUUUAAUGGUUCUGAUAAGUCUUCUGAAGAAACAUUAAGUGAUUCCUCGGUUUCCUCUCCAAAGUAUGUCCAGCCACCUCCAUUACCUUCAAUCCUUUCUAUCUGUCCUGAUUAUAUCAACAGAAGAUGGAGUAAUGAUUUACCAUUAGUGUUACCACAAUUGAACAUCUAA
Trichomonas vaginalis G3 is the source of this 810-nucleotide messenger RNA. RefSeq lists its product as uncharacterized. The transcript has a single exon. The record is from RefSeq and is a predicted model, not a curated record. Lineage: Eukaryota; Parabasalia; Trichomonadida; Trichomonadidae. The coding region runs from base 1 to 810 and encodes 269 amino acids.